Messenger RNA from Ylistrum balloti, 1949 nucleotides. RefSeq lists its product as uncharacterized. Bases 168 to 485 code for a protein of 105 amino acids. The record is from RefSeq and is a predicted model, not a curated record. NCBI's taxonomy places the organism in Eukaryota, Metazoa, Mollusca, Bivalvia, Pectinida, Pectinidae. The transcript is spliced from 5 exons.
UCGUAUUGUUGACGGGUUAAUUGGGAAUAGAACGUGCAGUGCGUGCUUUUGGCUUCCAAAGCACACUUUCACUCCGCCUGCACUUGUAUUAAACAACUAAAUGAGUAAGCUGUUUCAGAAGUGAUCAGUCUCCAAUUGCAGUGACAGCCAGAUACAGGUUGUAAAGUAUGGCGUGGGGUGGUGACUACUCGGCAUUACAAUUUGCUAUUGUUGAGGAUAAUGAUACGCAUGGCAAGUUCAAGAUAGACAGAGAAGAUUUAGGGGAUUUUAGAAAGCUGGAAUUCAAUAUCACUUUUGAUCAGGGACAAAGAGAACUGCGAGUACGAACCAGGAAAGAUGGUGACCUAUAUGGUUUCAAUUACAUUAUUAAAGGAUUGAUCAAUACUACUAACCUGCAAGGGGGACUCAAGAAAGAAAAGAGAUGUGCGUUCCUUCAAAUUGAUAAGGAUUUAAGAAAUGGAUCUUUCAAGCUCUCAGACAAUUAAGCAAGGAGCAUGCUUUUAUUGCAUCUUACUGAGGAAGAGCAUCCUAGUUCCACAUAAAGUGCACAGCAGAUUUUAUUGUCACAGUUAAGCUUCCACUAGAACAGCCAGGGUAGAAAAUGUCAGCAUCCGCUGUACUUUUUGACAACCAGAAUGGACAGCAUGUUUAAACAUUUUUGAAUAAUGGAUGAUAAUAUAUUUGAAAAACUAGACUUUUUUUUUAAAUGUUUAAUUCUUUUGUCACUGUUUUUCUUAAUGAGUCACAAUUAGUGCUAUUUUUUUCUCAAAUGAUUUGAUAUAAUUAAAGUGCAAUUCAUCAACUGACCAUCAUACUAACAUGUAACAUUUAUAUUUAAAACUAUGCAUAAACCAACCUUAUUUUACCUGUAACUUUCACACCUAAAUCUUUACCUCUAUAUCUGUGGUGUCCUCCUACUUCUCUGGCUGGUCGGGCUCUACCUUUUCUUUAUAGGGUAACUGCUGAUUUGAAUGAUCUAGUAAAUAUUUGAUGUGUUUUGUAUAUCAUAUGAAAAUAUGUUUAUUUCUUAUUGGUAUUUUAAAGAUUUGAUGGUUUUGGCAAGCAUUACUUACAUUUACAUAAAAGCACAUUGUUGAUGCGAAAAUUUAACAUGUUUUUAACCCUUCAUCAUAAAAUGCUUGGCAGUUCAAAUCUCCCAGUAUGUCAAUGAACUGUCUUUCUUCCAAGUGUUCAUUUGAAAACAUUACUAGUCAUUGCUAUUUCUUGAGAAAUAAUGGACUUAUCAUUUGCAAAUUUCAUAUGAAGGUAACCCUUGUUCUCUUCUUGCCCACUUGAUUUUGGUACUUAUCAGAUAAAGAAAAUGGCCGAUAAGUGGCCAUCUUGAAUUUUGAACAUGAGUGAUUUUUAUAAUUUCGUCAAAGAAGUAUCAAAUGGAUCUUGCUCAAAUUUCAUAUUUAGGUUCCACUUGGUCCUCACUAAGAAUAAAAUGACUGACAAGGUGGUCAUCUUUGAUUUUGACAAUAAAAGUUUGCUUUCACUAUUUCUUGAGAAAUACUGGUUGGAUCUUGCUCAAAUUUCAUAUGUAGGUUCCCUUAGUCUCUAUUUGUGCUCUUUUGAUUUUUAGAUUGAUCAGAAAAAUAAAAUGGUCAUCUUUUAAAAUUUUAAAUCAUUAUCACUAUAUCUGAAGAGGAAUUUUCUUAUGUUAUUUACAUGUAAUCAAGAGCAAGAAUACAGGAAAAAUAGAAAAAAGCUGGAAAAGUGCCAAAAUCCCUCUGGAAUCUCAUUUCGCAUUUCUCUUUCCUUAUUAGACACAUCCUGUAUAAAAUAAUGAUUUAGGUUGUUUAUGUUUAGUGAACAUAUGACUGCAGGUUAUUUUAAUUUUCAAUCAAAAUUCUCCAUAGUCAUUAUGUAUCUGAUUUUUAGUGUAUAUCUGAUGUUAGUUGUGUUGAUAAUGUAAUCACAUAUUUGUAAUAAAAUACAAUGAUCUA